UCCCGGCGCGGCCGCCGCGAUGAACAGCGUGGGCGAGGCGUGCACGGAGCUGAAGCGCGAGUACGACCAGUGCUUCAACCGCUGGUUCGCCGAGAAGUUCCUCAAGGGCGACAGCGCCGGCGACCCCUGCGGACAGCUCUUCAAGCGCUACCAGCUCUGCGUGCAGAAAGCAAUCAAGGAAAAGGACAUACCUAUUGAGGGCCUGGAGUUCAUGGGCCAAAGUAAAGGAAAAACUGAAAACUCCUCUUGAUGUUGGUUGUAUGGGUGCAGUCACUAAUAGGAGCCUUUGGACUAAGCACCAUCACCAGGUGUACCACAGAUGCCACCUGAAUAAGACCUUUGUUAAUGGCUUUAUAGGAAGUGAUGAAUGUUCUGCUUGUGAAAACAAACGGCUAAAAGGAAAAAAAAAAACUCUGGAUCAUCAGCAGUGGUAACUGCUGCCUCCUUUCCAGUGAAAGUUGGUGGUGGCUCAGCAUCGAAUGGCUUAAAAAUCCAUGUGAUUUAACUUCCCACUGAAUGUACUCUGUAAUGGGGGAAUGCUGGUUGGAGUGGGCUGAGGUGGUUUCUUUGUGACUGAUUUAUUUUGCUUAUUUAUGUAGCACUUGAAAGUGUUUCAAAAGAAUAUGGAGGGGGUUGAUGUACUUUCUAUCAUCUCUAUGCUGCUGAAUUUUGGUGAAGAAGUUAGUUUCAUGUCAUCCUGAAUGCUGGAGGGCUUAAGCACUGUUUUGUGUCAGCUACAGAGACGGUUUUAAAGCACUAGAGGACCUGCAACAGUUUCGCUAAAAUAAAUAUACCAGGUUAUAUUUUGUUCAAGUAGG
Pseudopodoces humilis (Tibetan ground-tit) is the source of this 818-nucleotide messenger RNA. RefSeq names its product TP53 regulated inhibitor of apoptosis 1 (gene TRIAP1). Gene Ontology annotation, cellular component: cytosol; mitochondrial intermembrane space; nucleus. Gene Ontology annotation, molecular function: phosphatidic acid transfer activity. The record is from RefSeq and is a predicted model, not a curated record. NCBI's taxonomy places the organism in Eukaryota, Metazoa, Chordata, Aves, Passeriformes, Paridae. Gene Ontology annotation, biological process: phospholipid translocation.